AUGGCAGAAGUUAAACCUCCUCGAGAGUCUUUGGUCAAAUAUGAAAAUCCCAUUGAAGUCAGCAAUGCCAACGAUGCCUCCAGGACUUUACAAGGCAAAAAGAAGGCAUAACUGUCUCCUUUGGAAUCUAAGCCAAAUACAGAAGUAAGCAAUGAGAUGAGAAAUGUUAGGAUAUAUUGAAUGCCAUCUUACCUCCUAUAGAAUGGGAUCACGAUGGGAAGCAUUAUAUUUAAUAUGUUUCACACGUUCCAGCCACAAGGGAAGAUGUUGGUAAUUUGUAAAAACUAUUGGAUGAGAGAUUGUUGGCAAGAUAAGCUAGGUAGUUAUGGGGUUUAUUAAAUAAUUUUAGAGAGACUGGGAUCUGUCCUAUAAGAGAAGAGUUGUUGAGUUAAUGUUUUGAUGAGAUUAUAAGACAAGUUACAAUUGAUUGUCCAGAGAGAGGUAUUCAUACAAAAGUCGAUCGUAGGAUUACUAUUAAUGAGAGUGAGAGACGAGUUAAAAAUGACGAUUGCUGCUUAUUAAACAUUGUAUAACUCUUCUGUGACAUUUGGAAUGAGAAAAUAAUUGUAAGCUGAGAUGGGCAAGAGUGAAUUGGAAGAGAAGAUAGUUUAAUUGGAGCAGAGAAAAUAGAAGUUGGAAGAAAAGGUAUGAAUCUGUAUUAGAAUUCAGAGGAUUGAUUUGCUUAAUAAAAAGGAUUCCUUGGAUAAGAAGAUUAAGGAAAGAAAUUAGAUUGAGGAAUAGAAGAGGAAAUAGGAAAUCGAAUUUCUCAAAUAUUAAGGGUAACAUUUAGAAGCCUUUUUAAAAUCAGUAUAACCUGAAUUGAAGUGA
Paramecium octaurelia is the source of this 828-nucleotide messenger RNA. NCBI's taxonomy places the organism in Eukaryota, Ciliophora, Oligohymenophorea, Peniculida, Parameciidae. The record is from the annotation of a GenBank genome assembly.